Molecule: messenger RNA, 1338 nt
Organism: Trifolium pratense (red clover)
Lineage: Eukaryota; Viridiplantae; Streptophyta; Magnoliopsida; Fabales; Fabaceae
Exons: 3
Coding region: 1-1338 (445 amino acids)
Source: RefSeq, a predicted model, not a curated record
AUGGAUAAAAUGGAUUGUGUUUUAGGGAGAGAUCUCUACUUCGAUAUCAUCAAUGUGCUUGGAAGCGAGAAGGAACUACUAGAAACUGGAUAUCUAAUUGAUUGUCUACAUAGGUCUACUAUAGAGAGACGCGUCAAUUUGGAUAUGUGUAGAGAUGUAUUUGUAAAACGUGUAGAUCAAUUUGUCAAGGAUUUUCAGGGCCCAAAGAUUGAUUCUUUGAUAGUAAAUUUCCAUUUAGAUUGCGAACAAAGCAACACUAUUGAUCAAUGGAUACAAUUUGCAAUAGUAAAGGGAGUUGAAAGAAUCGAUUUACUCUUUCUAGGGAGGCCUUAUGUGCAUCGCACAAGUCGAAAGAAACAUUAUAAAUUUGAGUUUGGAUUAUUUUCAGAGACUAAUGCUUCAACUGUUAAGCAUUUACGUCUUCAAUACUGUCUUGUUUGCCAUCCUAUCAACUAUGACUUUAUUCCAUUAAAAAAUUUGAGAUCUCUUUCACUUGAAAACACAAAGUUGGAUGAAAUGUUCAUUGAAAGUUUAUUAUCGAAUUGUCGACAGCUGGAAGAGCUUUGCUUAAUUUUCUGUGAGUUCAACUCAUCAAUGCCGAAGAUAGUAAGUUCAUCCUUAUGCCGUCUUAAGGUUCAAAUGUGCUAUUUCGUAUCCAACAUUUACCAGAUCAAUGUAAACUUGAUUUUAGUGGAUUGCCUUAAACUCACUUCACUAGAGUACAUUGGAAGAGGUUUGGAUACAUUGAACUUUAAUACUCCUACAUUGAAGAGCAUUGACUUCUUCACCUCAUUGAAAGAUCUUGAUGCAUUUGUUACUCUUUGUGCAACUUUUCCUGAACUUGAGAUUUUGAACGUGAACAUAUUUUUUAAGGUUACAACUUCUUUGACAAUAACUCAACCACUCAAACAUCUUAAGCAAUUGGACAUUGUGGUUUUGUGCGCGUUCAUCUUACCUAAUGCAGAGUGUGAUCUUUUGUGGAUUUUAAAUAUCCUUCAAGCUUCUCCCCUUUUACAGAAACUUUCGAUCAUGGUUGCAGAUCCAGAGUUCUCUAAAAAUCAAAAAGAUAUUAGGGAUGUUGAAAUAUUUUCUCAUGACGAGAUAAAAAUUAUUGAAUUGAGAGGUUGUGUUGGCAAUUGGUAUGAAAUUGAAUUUAUUAUGAAUGUUCUAAACUAUGCUCACAAGCUUGAACAAAUAGUUGUGAGUCCCUAUUGGAGAGAAAGUGACACAUUGGAUUGGAAAUCUAAUCCUGUAUGGUUUCAAAGUGGCAGGAAAAAGAUGAGUGAACUUCUUCUAGAUGAAAAAAUGAUAGGAAGAGAAAAACUUGUGCUCAUGUAA